This is a messenger RNA of Cynara cardunculus var. scolymus (artichoke), 873 nucleotides long. RefSeq names its product UPF0587 protein C1orf123 homolog. Bases 133 to 648 code for a protein of 171 amino acids. Gene Ontology annotation, molecular function: zinc ion binding. The record is from RefSeq and is a predicted model, not a curated record. NCBI's taxonomy places the organism in Eukaryota, Viridiplantae, Streptophyta, Magnoliopsida, Asterales, Asteraceae. The transcript is spliced from 4 exons.
GAAGCAACUUUAAAUAAGCUUACCCAAACACCCCCGAAGUCUUGUAAAAUGAACGUAUUCUUCCGGUGAAACAAAACCAUCAUUUCUACCGAAAGCAUCACUGAUUCCAGAGAGAGGAAAGUGUGUGAAAAUAUGGUGAACUACAUGUUGUAUAUCAGCGGGGAGCUCGAAAAUCUCACAAACUUUCAGCCUCGAGGCGGUGUUGAUGAUCCUGACUUCACCUACUACUUCAAGUUGAAGUGUGAAAACUGUGGUGAGGUGACUGAGAAAGAGACAUGCGUUAGCCUGAAUGAGACACUUCCUCUACCAAAAAAGGGUACCACCAAUCUUAUCCAAAAGUGUAAGUUCUGUAAAAGGGAAGGAACAGUGACCAUGAUCCCAGGCCGAGGCUCUCCGCUUACUAAUGACUCCAGUGAGACAGGGAAGUAUGCUCCUUUGAUGGUAUUCGACUGCAGGGGUUAUGAACCAUUGGAUUUCGCAUUCAGCAGUGGGUGGAAAGCUGAAUCUAUGGAAGGAACGAAAUUUGAGGAUAUCGACUUGUCUGGAGGGGACUUUGCCGAGUAUGAUGAGAAGGGAGAGUGUCCGGUGAUGAUCUCUAACGUGCGUGCUAUGUUCAAAGUUGUCGACUUGAGUAAGAAAAAUCUCUAAAUAAUAGCAUCGUUUUAUACAUGCAGUGGAUAAAUCUUUUCGAAUUCUGUCGUUUUUUAUACAAGAAAAAAUUGAUGGGGUAUGCAUUAUGCAAUAUCUGUUUAGGGUCGAAUUGCUUGCCCAUAUACUUUUCGUGUUAUUUUUCAAGCGUUGUCGGUGGUCAAUGUUUGGGUCCAUGGAAUUCAAUAUCAUCUUCACACAUCAACUUCAAGACACCAAUUUUGC